Octodon degus (degu) is the source of this 4524-nucleotide messenger RNA. RefSeq names its product NACHT, LRR and PYD domains-containing protein 1-like. Gene Ontology annotation, cellular component: cytoplasm. Gene Ontology annotation, biological process: regulation of inflammatory response; regulation of apoptotic process; inflammatory response. NCBI's taxonomy places the organism in Eukaryota, Metazoa, Chordata, Mammalia, Rodentia, Octodontidae. The record is from RefSeq and is a predicted model, not a curated record. The coding region runs from base 1 to 3900 and encodes 1299 amino acids. The transcript has 15 exons.
AUGGACAACAAAUUGCAGAUUGUCAAUGCUUGUGAGUUGGAGCAAUCGCUUCUCCAAACAUCAAACUUAGGGCCCUCUUCGAGUCGGAUGUCAGCUAUACCAAAGAAUAUAAGUGCCUCCAACGUGACCUCAGACCUGCGGCCUCCGCUUGAGGUGACACCUGUCCAGUUCUCUGCAACACAGCUGAAUCUCAGUGAUAUUGAAUGCAUGGUGUACCCUCUGAAAAGAAAACUCAAAUUGGAUAAACAGAAGCUGCAUCCACUUAAAUACAACAAGACAGAUGCUCUAAAAGGCUAUGAGAAAGAGGAGGAGAUGCCUUGCUUUACCCACUCCUGGAAAGUGGGAAAUUUGCACCAAUUUUCACAGCUGAUACUUUUACAAAAGGAUCACCCUAUCCAGCCUCAGUGGCACAAGACUAUAAUUCCAGAUACUCAAAAGCCUAAGCCAGAAAAAUCAGAAGUUGAAGACCAGUCUGGGCAGCUUAGCAAAACUCUAUGUCAAAAUAUAAAAAAUGAUAAAGUGGACAUAAAACAUACCUCAGUAGAUCUUCAGUCCUAUCCCCAACAUGACCAAAAACAUGAAAAACAAGAACAAACAAACAAAAUGCACAAAAUGCAUGACCUCAGAGGUCAAGAAGUCCUUUUCAAGGAAAGUGGGUUUCACAAUUCUGUGACAAAGCAAGGACAUUUGAUUGAGAUCCAAGACUUGUUUAGCCCAGACUCAGGUACCCAGAAAGAACCUCGCACAGUCAUAGUACAUGGACCUGCUGGAAUUGGGAAAUCAGCAUUGGCCAGGCAGGUGAGAAGAGCCUGGCAGCAAGGCUGGCUAUACAGGGAUCACUUCCAGUAUGUCUUCUACAUCAACUGUAGAAAGCUGGCUAGGUAUAAGAUAUUGAGUCUGGCUAUGCUAAUGGCAAAAGAUUGGGAUAAGUCUGAAGUUCCAAUUGGAAAGAUUCUGUCUCAGCCAGAGCAGUUGCUCUUCAUCUUGGAUGGUGUAGAUGAGCCAAAAUGGGUCUUACAGGAUCAGAAUGCAGAGCUCUGUUGGCACUGGAGCUAUCCACUGCCAGUGUCUGAACUGCUUGGCAGUUUGCUAAGGAAAACUGUACUUCCUGGAGCUUCUUUUCUGAUUACAACAAGGACCACAGCAAUACAGAAGUUCAUUCCUUUUUUGGCACAGCCAUAUUGGGUGGAAAUCCUUGGAUUUUCUGAGUCUGGAAAGAAAGAGUAUUUCUUCAAAUAUUUCACGGAUGAAAAACAAGCAAUUGCAGCCUUUAGGUUGGUGGACUCAAACUCAGCUCUCUGGACACUUUGUCUUGUCCCCUGGGUGUGCUGGUUGGCCUGCACUUGCCUGAAGCAGCAAUUGGAACAUGGGAAUAAAUACCCUCUGACCUGUCAGACCACCACAGCCCUCUGCCUGCACUACAUUUCCCAAGUCUUUCCAGCUCAGAAACUAAGCUCAGAGCUCAGGGACCUCUGCUUUCUGGCUGCUGAAGGCAUCAGGAAAAGAGACACCAUGUUCAGUGCAGGUGACCUCAAAAAGCACCAGUUAGAUGAAGCCAUCAUUUUCACAUUCUUGAAAAUGGGUAUUCUUCAAAAGCAUAGCUCAUUGACAUACAGCUUUACUCAGCAAUGUUUCCAGGAGUUUUUUGCAGCAGUGUAUUUUAUCUUGUGGAAUGAGGAUGAAAGACAAGAACAUCUCAAUUGCAACAAAUAUAUGGAAGAGUUGCUAAAAAGAUAUGAAAGCCAUGACCUGUUUCAGGCACCAAUCUUGCACUUCCUGUUUGGCCUUUUAAGCACUGAGGGGGCUAAGGAAAUGGAGCACAUCUUCUCCUGCAAAUUGCCUUCUCAGUGGAAGUGGCAACUAUUUCAGUGGGCCCAAGAAAAGGCCCCAACCCAGCCUCCAUACUCUCUGGACUUCUUCCGCUGUUUGUAUGAGACUCAGGAUGAAGAGCUCCUGAAACCAGCAAUGGCUCACUUCCAAGGAACAAGAAUGUGUAUCCAGACAAACACGGAGCUCCUGGUGUUCACUUUCUGUGUUAAAUUCUGUAACCAUGUGAAGCAACUUCAGUUAAAUGAUGGUGGACAUCAGCCACAAGCAUCAUGGUCCCCUGAGGUAGCUAGGUCCAACUGGCUCCCACUGACAACUGCAAAUUGGAAAGCUUUCUUCGCUGUUCUUCAGGACAGUAGAAGUCUCAAGGAUCUGGAUCUAUGUGGAAAUCCACUGAGUCUCUGUGAUCUGCAGUAUCUUUGUGAGACCCUGAGAGAUACUCGCUGCUACCUAGAGACCCUAUGGUUGGCGAGCUGUAGUCUCACUGCUGAGGGCUGCAAGGACCUUGCCAUUAGCAUCAGCACCAACCACAGGCUGAUCAACCUGGACCUGAGCUUCAACAUGAUAACAGAUUCUGGGGCCCGGCACCUUUGCCAGACAUUGGGAAGUCCACAGUCCAAGCUUCAACGACUGCAGCUGGUCAACUGUGGCCUCACAUCCAGGUGUUGCAAGAACCUGGCCUCUCUGCUCAGCAGCAACCCCAGCCUGAUGGAGCUGGACUUACAACAGAAUGACCUGAGCACCCACGGUGUGCAGCAGCUCUUUGAAGGACUCAGGCACCCCAACUGCCGACUCACACUUCUGUGUCUGGACCAAACCUUUCAAAAUGAAGAAUUGAGCAAGGAACUAAAUGCCCUAAAAGAAGAGAAGCAUCACUUGCAAAUCUGCAGCAGGUGGAACCGAAGUGUGAUGGAUUCUCCUGAGGACCAAGAUGGAAGAAUAAUCGAUAAUAGCACAUCAUCACUCCAGCAGAGAUCACAGUCAGGAACCCAUCACAUUGAGCCUCUAGGCACUGAAAAUGACUUCCAAGGUCCCAUGGGGCCUGUGGCUACAGAGGUGGUUGACAAAGAAAGGGGCUUAUACCGAUUUUAUAAGUCCCCAGGUGAGACACAGCAGGAGCUCCUGAGAAUUCAAAGCAUGAAAGUUUGGAGUAAAGCAGGAGCAGAGACCUCAGGGGGAAGUGUGGACACAUCCUUAUUCCAUGUGGCCCACUUUAAAGAGGAGGGGAUGCUCCUGGAGAAACCAUCCAGAGUGGAGACACAUUACAUAGUCCUAGAAAACCCCAGCUUCUCCCCAAUGGGAAUUUUCUUGAAAAUGUUCUCUACUGCUCGGCGCUUCAUUCCUAUCAAUUGCACCACGUUGCUCUACCAUCAGCUCCAACCUGAAGAUGUCAAAUUUCACCUCUACCUGAUCCCAAGUGACUGUACCAUUCGGAAGGCAAUAGAUGAUGAAGAAAAGAAGUUCCAGUUUACACGAAUACACAAGCCACCCCCAAUGGACUCUCUGUACAUAGGCAGCUGCUACACUGUGUCUGGUUCAGAGAACCUGGAAAUCAUCCCGAAGGAACUAAAGCUCCAUUAUCGGAGUUCUGGAGAAUCUCAACUCUUCUCUGAGAUUUAUGUUGACAACUUUGGAUCAAGAAUUCAACUGCAAAUUAGAAACAAGAAUGAUGGAGCAACAGUAUGGGAGGCCUUGUUGAAACCAGGAGACCUCAAAUCUGCAGCGACCCCUGUCUCUCCAGCUACCACAGCUUCACCUUCAUCUUUAAAUGUUCCAUCCAUGCCACAUUUUGUGGACCAACAUAAGAAGCAGCUGGUGGAACGAGUGACUUCGGUGGACUCAGUCUUAGACAAGCUGUAUGGAUCUGUGCUGAGUGAAGAGCAGUAUGAAAGUGUGCGAGCUGAGGUCACCAAACAAAACCAGAUGAGGAAGCUCUUCAGCUUCAGCCGAUCCUGGGACAGGGAAUGCAAAUGUCAUUUCUACAAAGUCCUGAAGGAAACCCAUCACCAUCUGAUUAUGCAGCUCUGGGAGGACUGGGGCAGAAAAUCAAAUACACUUGACAGUUACAGCUGAGCAGUUGAGGACUGAGGAAUCACCUUCAAACUUUGGCCUUGACAACCUUUAGGGGAGAUUUUAGUUUCUUCAUCUAUUAAUAGGUUGCUAUCUGAGGUGUUCACCAGUUGUCAAGUUAGGGAAUAUGCCUGCUAUGUAUACUAUAUGUCCUGCCCAGGAUGCAUCCCGGGUCCCCAGACUUCUUUCUUUGGCUUUCAGAGUUCAGCUCUCUGGGUGAAAUAACAGCAUCUCAAGGGAAGUCAAUGUGAUUUGUGAAGAUUCGUGUGCAACAUAUAAAGCCUGUUUUUCUGCCCACAACACUGAGCAUAGAGACCUCUUUGUCCAUCUAGAUGCAGGCAGGAGGGGUGAGGGUGGAUAUAAAACUGCUUGCCUCUGGCAUAGAUAUACAGAGGAAAUGAACCUGUUCUUAUGUCCCAUUCAAAGGCCACCUGUAUAAGGGCAUCAGAGUAGGUUGCUAAGAGCCUGGAGAAAAUACUUGGAGACUGCGAGGGAUAACAUUUUAUAAUUAACAUCAGUGAGACCUGUAAGGAUUCCACACACACAUCAGUGAGCAGAUGUAGUUUGCUUACUUAUAACAUUUGUUUUGGAAAAACUAGUGGUAUACAUAUUUGCAUCACAUGUAUG